Molecule: messenger RNA, 1524 nt
Organism: Cavenderia fasciculata
Lineage: Eukaryota; Evosea; Eumycetozoa; Acytosteliales; Cavenderiaceae
Exons: 4
Coding region: 1-1524 (507 amino acids)
Source: RefSeq, a predicted model, not a curated record
AUGGAAUCAAUAGUUAAAGAUUGUAUAUCGAAUAUAACAGGUAUUUGUAGAAUAUGUAAUCAAAAGAUAAUAUUAUCAUCUGAUGAUGUUAAUGAUGGAAGUGGUGUAACAUCAUCACAUCAACAGACAAUGAUCAAUCAUUAUUUAGAUUGUAUCGAUUCAUUUAAAUCGGUAUUGUUAAAUAUCAAUUAUAAUAGUAAACUUGUCGAUCAUGAUCAUCAAGAUAGUAAUAUUAGUAGUAGUUCAAGAAAGAGAAAGAAGAUUGAAAAUGUAUCGCCAUCAGACCCGACAACUAUUACAUCUUCAUCAUCAAAUCAUUAUUUUAAAGAUUCAUUAUUUAGAGUAUCAAUGAUAUCAAUAUUACUACACGAACAUUUUAAUCAAAGUGUAAUGAGUCUAUUGAUGACUUGUAAAGAUGCUAUGAAAUGGAAGGAUACUGUUGUAUUCCCAAGCCUACCUUCUAUUGAUGCGAUAGAAUUGUACAAGAAUAAUGGAAGAAUCAAUCAACUACCUCGACGAUACAAUGGAGUAUAUAUUAUGAAUUUUAGAGAUAGAGAGUAUUUCAAAGAGAAUGUCGAUGGUUUAAUCAAUCAUCAUUGUAGAGAACUAAACUAUCUAAUUGAUGAACCGAUACCAGCUGGAUUUAUACCAGAUCACUUUACAAAGAUUAGAGUGUGUGGAGAGAUAGAAGUUGGAUCAAUACCACCAUUCACAACUCACCUCUCUCUUGGGUUAGACAAGAACCAACAAGAGAUUUAUAAAGAACUCUUUCCAAAUACAUUAGAGGCACUCAAUAUCAUAAAUGAAGUGAUUUGUAAACACUCAAACCUCGAUGAUCUCUUACCACACAAUAUAAGUGCGCUUGAAAUAACAUACAGUUUGGUGCAACCCUAUCUCUUUAAACUCAAGAAACUAAAUAGUCUCGCCAUUCGAAACUUUGGACACAAAGACCAUGACAAUGAAAAGAUAGAAAUUCGCGCUGGAACUAUACCAAAUACAAUCGAACAUUUAAAUCUUCGUAAUUGGACUUUUGAGAACGGAUCGAUCCCAUCGAGUCUGGAUAAUAUUUCCAAACUAUCCCUGACUCAUUGUGAAUUGAAACUCGAUGCAAGUCAAUCCCCAAAGAAUAUAGAGUAUUUUGGCUUUUUUUCCAACUAUAUCCGUACAUCUAUUCCACCUUCAACAAAAUAUUUGGAUUAUGGUAUAUUUCAUGAUAAACCCAAAGCCAAUGAUAUUCCAAAUGGAGUUACUCAUAUUAGAUUUGAUAUUGAUCAAGCAUUAGUUCCAAGAUUUAUUCCAGACAGUUGCGAGUAUUUGGAAUUUCCAUACCACUAUAACAAAGCACCACUUUGGAAGGCUAUACCAAAACAUUUGAAAGCUGUCUCUUGUAAUCCUUGUUGUCAGAAUAUCAGCCAAAAUAUUCCGCCAUCCAUCAAACAAACAUGCGCAAAUAUGCCUCAUCAAGCAAGUAUUUGGGCUGACGACUUUAUAUUCAAGGAAGAAGACUGGUAUCUAGAAAUAUAA